Molecule: messenger RNA, 1705 nt
Organism: Raphanus sativus (radish)
Lineage: Eukaryota; Viridiplantae; Streptophyta; Magnoliopsida; Brassicales; Brassicaceae
Product: F-box protein At2g40910
Exons: 2
Coding region: 72-1493 (473 amino acids)
Molecular function (GO): protein binding
Source: RefSeq, a predicted model, not a curated record
UCUAGGGAAGAGGUUCGAGUUACGUUUUACUUUUCACCAAAUCCCAGUCUCGAUUUUCUGGAGUUUUAGAGAUGAACAAAGGAAGAAUGAAUCUGAAACAAGUGGAUUUCAAGCUUAAGCAAUGUCAGAGUAUUGCCCAGGUCGUCUCUUCCGACCAAAUUGAGAUAAUGGAGGCAAAAGUAGACAACUCAUCAACAUUGUUUAAACUGAAGAAAAGAAGAUCAAGUCCUUUGAUAAUGGGCUCUUUUUUGGGUCUAGCUCUCACCCAACAAAACAGAAUAAAAAGAAGAAGAAGAACAAAAAAAACAACCAGAAUAACAAGAAGAAGCAGAGAUACGUCCGAGAUUCCUCUGGAUCUAUUGAUUGAGAUUCUUUGUAGACUGCCAGGAAAGUACUUGGCGAGGUUCAAGUGCGUCUCAAAGCAGUGGUCAUCCCUCAUCUCUCCUCGAUAUUUUUGCGAGCUUUUAUUUACCACCACACGAGGAAAACAACAACCACAUCUGUACAUGUGUUUGGUGGAUGACGACGAGAAAAGUGCACUGCUGUCCAUGUCAGCAACGUCUCCAGACAACACUUGUUUUGUGGUCGACCAAGAUUUGAGCAUCCCAGCGAUGGGAGGCUACUUCUUGAAUAUUUUCCACGGCUUGAUCUGUUUCACAGUGAGAAAAAAGGCUUGUGUAUACAACCCCAGCACAGGACAUCGCUUGACCUUACCCAUGAUAAAACCCGACAUCAGAGCCGAUCGAGGUCAGGUUAUGUAUAUUAAGCGGCACUAUAUGGGAUACGACCCUGUUGAUAAUAAACACAAACUAUUAUGCACAAUUGUUAUGUACCGCGACCGUUUGUUUAAUCUGAAAUCAGAGCACUGGGUGUUCGUGCUAGAAGCUGGAGGUUCUUGGAAAAAGGUUGUUCCCCAUGAGAUUUAUCGUCCUCAUGCCCCAUUCGCAGUUGGACAGUACUGUAUCAGUGCAUCAGUAGUACAUUAUCUGGCGUGGCAUGAUAUGUACACUUGCGCGAUUGUGAGUUUCGACUUCAGGUCUGAAGAGUUAACUACCAUCAUAGCACCUGAUGAUGUCAGGGCUAAUAUGUCCAUUCCUGCACUUGAGAUGAAGGCAGAUCUUAUAGAGUAUGGUGGAAAAGUAGCUAUUUUUGAACAUAGCAACCUAAAAAUUGAGGGUAUGGUGGUAUUAUGGGUAUUGGAAGAUGCUGAGAAAAAGGAAUGGUCCAAGAGGAGUCUGGUUUUGCAGCCUUGUCAGAGGCAUUUAGUCCAGUACACUGAGUUUAUUGUAAAAGGCACAACUCGAGACGGCAAGGUUAUCUUGGCACCCUUUGAGAUGCAUUAUGGGUUCUAUAUUUUGUGUUAUGAUUUGGGAAGUAAUGGCUUGAGUAAGGUCGAUAUCAAAGGAGUACCACACCGUUGGUUUGACAAAGAAUGCUAUUUUGACUUGAGGUUGAUGGAUGAGAAUGAGAGCCUCUUCUACUUGGAAACUUGAGCACUAGAUUUUUUUACUAUAUAUUUUUGUUUUGAAUAAAUUUUGGCAUUAGAAUAAAUAUAACUAAUAUGCCAAUAAAAACCAUAUAGUUUUCCCUUUUUAAUCUCUUUUAGCAUAUUUAAUUUAAUUCAAUAAUCCUUGUUAUCUUUGUACUUGUUAUCUUUGUACGCCUGAACUUACUUAAAGGAGAACAAAUUAAGAUUUUCACUAUA